AUGACUCGCAACUCAUGGUUCUCAUCGACGGUGCCGACGCAUCCGGGCAUCGACGUCUACCUUCAGGACGUCGUCGACGAUCCGACGCGGUUGGCCGUCGAGCUCGAGAAUCCGAUUCGUCUCGUAGACAAACGCGGCGUUCGCCUUCGGAUGCGCAAAACGAAAACCGUCGACGUUCGACGCGUCGAGUGCGGCCACGCGGUCGGCGAUUCGCGUCGAAGCGACGAACGCGCCGCCACCAACAAUCGCACCAAUUACGCCAUGUGCGCCAUGAUGGUGGCGAUGCGCUAUUGCAAUUGUCAUCCGCUUCUCGCCGAGCUUCUACACUACGACAUGCAGGCGUACAGGGACUUUUUUUUGCGAGUGGCGCAGACGAGCGUGUGCAGCGUCGAGGCGUACGAUAAUUGCGCGCGGCGGUACGUCGACAUGACGCGAAUCGAGAAUUGGCACGAGGACGUUGGCGACGAUCUGCCCGGCCAUCGCGAGCUCGUGAAAUGCCGCGACGACAAUCAUCGCAGUUGCCUCAUCACCUCCUAUCCGGGCACCAUCGACGGCUACGAUCUGCCCGACGAGUAUCGAAACACCGAGGAUUUCGUCGCGAGACUCGUCCUCGAGUACACCACAAUGAAAACGACGGAGAUUCUCGUGUCGAAAAAUCCCAACGUCUAUGAGAUGCUCAGCUUCAUCGGCUACAAUCUCGCGUUGUGGUUCACCGUCGGACACAUUCUAUGGACCAUGUUCUGGUAUGCGAGCGGAUUGUGUUGCGCGCGGACCAACAAGAUUCGUCCCGAGACUCGCCGUAAAUCGAGCCACUCGUCACCGCGUCCGCCGCUUCCCGUCGAGACCCAACCGCAGCAAAUCGACGCCGACGAGGAGAACACUUAA
Molecule: messenger RNA, 885 nt
Organism: Caenorhabditis bovis
Lineage: Eukaryota; Metazoa; Nematoda; Chromadorea; Rhabditida; Rhabditidae
Source: the annotation of a GenBank genome assembly